Durotheca rogersii is the source of this 5186-nucleotide messenger RNA. RefSeq names its product Oligoxyloglucan reducing end-specific cellobiohydrolase. Gene Ontology annotation, molecular function: protein binding. The record is from RefSeq and is a predicted model, not a curated record. Bases 384 to 4940 code for a protein of 1518 amino acids. Gene Ontology annotation, biological process: Golgi to endosome transport; protein targeting to vacuole; Golgi to vacuole transport. Gene Ontology annotation, cellular component: membrane; Golgi apparatus. The transcript is spliced from 2 exons. Lineage: Eukaryota; Fungi; Ascomycota; Sordariomycetes; Xylariales; Xylariaceae.
AUAACACCUAACCUUACGCAAUGAUCCGUAACCGAUAUCAACCCACCUUCAGUUCGAGGAAACCCAACCAUCUUUUUUCUCUCCUCUUAUCCUUUUUCUCCCCAUCUCAGUCAGCACCGAGCAUCGUCGGAAGGCUUGUACUCCAUUCCCUUCUCACCACCCGAGAUCUAUCUCUAUCCACCGUCCUCCUCCUCCUCCUGACCGUAGCACGUUUUCUUCCUCUUGCCGUCACAUCGAGCUCGCGUCCGGGUCCGGAUCCUUUCUUCUGAAGCCUUACGGCAUUUGCCCUCCCGUCCACGCUCCCCUCCCUUCCACUCUCGACGUCAGCCUGGAAGCAAAUAUCCUGUCAUGACCACCACGUCGCCGCCUUCAAUCUCGCAGCUAUGAAGGCUAGGGGAGCUUCGGGGGCGGCAGCUCCGAUAUGGUCGGCCGCUAUUUUGCUUCUGACUACCCUGUUGUGGGCCGUCCCGGCCGUCCGUGCCGAAAAUGGUCCGACGAUUGUUGUGAAAGAGUUCGAGAACCCUCCGAAUAACCUGAAUUAUUUCCGAGGCACCAACGUCGCCAUAUUUCAAGAGGCCUACGGGCGGACCAUCUGGAAGUCGACCGACGGAGGCACAUCGUGGUCCAAGGUGGACGGAAUCGAGCAUGACAAGGCUGCCGCUCUGGUUAUGCACGAAUACGACUCGAAUCGCGCCUACAUCCUGUCCGCCGGUAACGUCCAUUGGAAGACCCACGACCGAGGGGAAACCUGGCAGACCUUCUCGACCGAGGCGUACACGAGCGAUUUCCCCGACACCAUUGGCCGAUGGAUGUCGUUUCACGCCACCGAUCCCAACAAGAUCCUCUUCACCGGCAUGGAAUGCGACGGGCUAUUCUGCGAGGAGCUAGUAAUGUACACAGAGGAUGGAUUCCAAGAAAAGGCUAAGUUCCUACGCGGACACACACAGGCCUGCUGGUGGGCCAAAUCGUCGCCACUCUUCACUACGGGCAAUGAGGAAUGGGACGACCGGAGAGUGCUGUGUAUUGUCAGGGGCGGCGUCUUUUCGCCCCAGGAGGAAAACCGUCUCUUGAUUUCCGACAAGUACUUCAGCAAGACGGACGGAGUCGUCCAGGAGUAUGAGCCGAACCUGACCGGCGAUGGGCCCAUGCAGGGCGUCAUAAGCAUAGUUGAAGUCAAGAAAUAUCUUCUGGUGGCCGCCGCGGCGCGCAAUACAGCCGAGAUGGCCCUGUUUGUGACUAGCGAUACUCAGACGUGGCACCGUGCCGUCUUUCCCCAGGACCAUCCUCUUCUCAAGGCCUCGUACACCGUGCUGGAGAGCACCAACUACAGCAUCCAGAUUGAUGUAAAGACAAGCAGGCGGCUCUCAAAACCCAUGGGCACAUUGCUGACCAGCAAUUCAAACGGAACGUACUUCACGCGAAACGUAGAGCACACCAACCGAAACAUGGAGUCGUACGUCGACUUUGAGAAAGUAUCCGGCAUCCAAGGCAUCUUCCUGGUCAACCAGGUGGAAAACUGGGAAGAGGUCGAGGAAGAGGGGAAAGACAAGAAAAUCCGGACCAGGAUCACCUUCGACGACGGUAGAACGUUUGAGCCGGCCAAGGCGGGUGAUGAGGAAAUCCAUCUGCAUUCGGUCACAGAACUGAACAACGUCGGCCCCGUCUUCUCGAGCCCCGCCCCUGGUCUCGUUAUGGGCAAUGGAAACCUCGGGAAGCACUUGAAAGGCUACUGGGAAUCACGUCUCUACAUUUCGGACGACGCCGGCAGAACCUGGAUCGAGGGUCCCGAAGGUCCCCACAAAUACGAAUUCGGCGACCAAGGAUCUAUCCUUCUCGCCAUCAGAGACAGCAAGGAGGCCAAUGUGACGGAGAUCGAAUACUCCCUAGAUCACGGCAAGAACUGGGAGACGGCCAAGCUGCCAAACGACCUAAGCGUUUGCCCCUGGACCUUGACAACCACCCAAGACUCAAGUAGCUUAAAGUUCAUUCUCACUGCUCGUAAAGGGUCCAGGGCCUCGCCGACCGGAUUCUACGUCAUCUCCAUCGACUUCGAGGGCCUUCACGAGGAUACGUGCAAAGAAGACGACAUGGAAGAUUGGUUUGCACGGGUCGAUGACGACGGCAAGCCAAGUUGCGUGAUGGGACAUACGCAGAAGUACCACAGGCGCAAGAAGGACUCGAAAUGCUUUAUCAAGCAAGAGUUUAAGGACGUUAGGCCCGAAAUGACUCCGUGCGAGUGUGGUAACGCUGAUUUCGAAUGCGACUUCAAUUUUGUGGCAGACGGCGACGAGUGCAAACCUGCCGCCCCGGUCAGAGUCCCCGAAGGCGCUUGCAAAGCAGAUAAUCCGGACGAGACGUUUAAGGGGCCCUCCAGCUGGCGCCUCAUUCCCGGCAACGAAUGCAAACGCACCGAAGGCGAUCAAAAGGAUAAACAGAAAGAGUGGAAGUGCUCGGACGCCCAAGGCUCGCCCAGCACGCCUGGCGAUGACAAGGUUGGACAUGUUUUCACGUUCUUCAAAGGCGGGUUCAAUCGUUUUGAGAAGCACUACUUGGAGCGAGGCGAGUCCAAUAACGAGGCAGACGGGACAAUAAUAGCGAGGCCUUACAAAUCAGACCGAGACACUUACGGGGUCGGCGAUGUCUUCAUUACACAUAAUCACGGUAAGAAUUGGACCAAGGCUAAAUUCCCCGGCGAUGAGGGGAUUUAUUCCAUUGUCACCCAUCCUUACGUUAAGGACAUGGCCUUCUUCUUGACGCAGGGAAAAAAGGUCUUUUACACCGUCGAUCGGGGUCGACAUUUCGAUUCUUUCGAGGCACGAGAUCCGCCGGACACAUCCUCUAGCAGGCCACCGCUUUCGUUUCAUCCCGACUCCAGAGACUGGCUGAUUUGGCAUGGAAAAAAGUGCAACGGCGGCGACUGCUACAUGGAGGCUUCGCUUUCGACAGACCGCGGCGAUAGCUGGGAGACGAUCCAGCGGUAUGUGGAGAAGUGUGAAUUCACAGGUUCGUCAGCGUACAAGUUCCGGAAUUCCACCCAGAUAGUCUGUCUCGCAAGGAAACGCGAAGACAACGAGGAGAAGAACCCCCUUCAGCUCCUCUACAGCGACGAGUUCCCGAAAUAUAAACUAAGCGUGGCCUUGGAGGACGUGAGCAAUUUCGCGACCAUGGCCGAAUUCAUCGUGGUCGCUACCGAGAACAAGACGGAGAAGACACUGAACGCGCUGGCCAGUGUGAACGGGAAGGAUUACGCGCCCGCCCGAUUCCCGUACAACUUUGAGGUUCCGCAUACGAAUGCGUAUACCGUUCUCGACAGCUCCACCCACGCGGUCAACUUAUUCGUGGUGACCGAAGAAGAAAGAGGUCGGCGGUACGGAUCGAUCCUCAAGAGCAACUCGAACGGAACUUCGUACGUCCUAAGCAUCCCGGGCGUCAAUUGUGACGAUAGCUAUUAUGUAGAUUUCGAGAAGAUGCUCGGCCUCGAAGGUGUGGUGCUGGUCAACACGGUCGAGAACAGGGACAGCGACUCGGAGCCGAAGAGGCUUCAGACGCGAAUCAGCCACAACGACGGGGCCGCGUGGGGCUUCCUGCCACCUCCUGAACGGGACCUCGACGGCAACCCGUUCAGCUGCCACAGCGAAACCGGUGACGAGGCGUGCGCCCUCCACAUCCACGGCUACACUGAGCGGGUAGAUCAUGGGAAGACUUACUCGUCCAAGUCAGCCAUUGGCAUCAUGUUCGGUAUCGGCAACGUCGGUCCCAUCCUGGGAGAUUUGAAGGACGCGGACACGUUCAUGACAACUGAUGCGGGACUGAGCUGGAAGAUGGUGAAGAAGGGAAGCUGGACGUGGUCUUUCGGCGACCAGGGGUCCAUCGUGGUCCUCGCACAGAGAAAUACGCAAUCCAAGUCCGUAUCCUAUUCGCUCGACCGCGGCGACACGUGGGAAAACUAUGUCUUCUCGGAUAAAGAUGUCACCAUUACCGAUAUCACGACUGAACGGUCCGGCGCAUCUCGAAAUUUCAUCCUGUGGGGCCACCAGAAGGAGAAGCUGUUCACGGUCAACCUCGACUUCUCGGGUCUAGCGACCGAGCAGUGUAAGGACGACGAGGACCGAGAUAAGUCUGACUACGAACUGUGGCUGCCAACGCAUCCGCUGCAGCCCAAUAACUGUCUCUUCGGCCACAAAAACUACUAUCUACGGAAGAAGAAGGACAGGAAGUGCUACAACGGUGAUAAGCUUACGCAUCUGUACCGCGUCGAGGAUUGCGAAUGCACCCGACAAGACUUCGAAUGUGAUUACAACUUCGAGAUGCACAAUCACGGACAGUGUAAACUAGUCGAGGGUCUGAAGCCUCUGGACCCGGUGCAGGUCUGCAGGGAGAACCCCGACGAGUUCGAGUACUACGAGCCCAGCGGGUUCCGUCGAAUCCCGUUGACAACUUGCAAAGGAGGGUUCGAGCCCGACAAAGCGCUCACGCCCCACCCCUGCCCAGGCCACGAGGAAGAGUUCGAAAGAGCGCGGGGUGUGUCGGGGGUCACGAUCUUCUUCGCCGUCGUCGCUCCGAUCGGCUUCGCGUCGCUCGCGGGCUGGUGGGUCUACCGCAACUGGCGGAGCAAGUUCGGGCAGAUUCGGCUGGGGGAACAGAACGGCCUGGACAGCGAGUCGCCGUGGGUCAAGUACCCGGUCGUGGCGGUAUCGGCGGUGGUGGCAGUCGUGGGAACGCUACCCCUGGUGGUGGGCGGCUUGUGGCGCAGCGCGAGCUCCGCCCUAGGGAGGGCCAGGGGCGGUGGUAAUGGCGGCGGCCGUUACAGCUGGCUACGGGGAAGCAGCCAGCGGAGGUAUACGACGAGAAGCAGUUUUGCUCGAGGUAGAGGCGACUACUCUAUCGUAGACGAAGACGAAGGCGAGCUUCUAGGGGACGACAGCGAUGACGAGAUGUAAAGGGCGAGGUUGCGGAGGACAGUUUCGGUCGCAUCGCGGGGGAGGAUCAAGGAGCGCCGAAGGCAUUGCACAGCUUACAAGGCGCACCGGUAAGGUUUGGUUAGGAUAGUCGAAAGAUUAUAUAUUGGGUAGAAGUCGACCUAGGCGGUGGACGGUGCUCGGUGGUGGUCGUUGUCUGUAUCAUGUACGAAAGGUAAUGAAAUUCAGUUGUCACGAUCAAAAACAAUAGAGAAAUAGUUUUCGCGA